UAUGUGCUGUUGGACAGAUGAAGAGAAGAUCGUAUCAGUAAAGGAGGGAGAAUCUGUCACUCUGAAGACUGAUGCUGAAAUACAAAAAGAUAAUCAGAUACUGUGGAUGUUUGGACCUCAAGAGAAUCUCAUAGCUGAAAUCAAAAGAGAGACCAGAGAAAUCUCUACAUAUCAUGGUGCUGAUGGGAGAUUCAGAGACAGACUGAGUCUGGAUGUGAAGACUGGAUCUCUGACCAUCACAAACAUCACAGCUGAACACAUCGGCGUCUAUAAGCUACAGACCAUCAGCAGCAGAGGGAAGUUGAAUCAAAGAUUCAUUGUUACUGUCAAAAUCGCAUUGAUAUCAUGGGUGGAGGGAGAACCGCUCACUUUAUACCCUGAAACUGAAAUACAGAAAGACGAUCUGAUAGUGUGGAUGUAUGGAGACACUCGCAUAGCUCAAAUGACUAGAAAGACCAGAGAAACAUAUGAAGGUACUGAUGGGAGAUUCAGAGACAGACUGAAGCUGGACAAGAGGACUGGAUCUCUGACCAUCAAGAGCACGAGAACUGAACACUCUGGACUUUACAAGCUACAGAUGAGCAGCAACAGAGGAACCACAAACAAGAGAUUCAAAGUUGCCAUAAAUUUGAAGAAAGUGUCAGCCAAAGAGGGAGAGUCUGUCACUCUGAAGACUAAUGCAGUAAUACAGAGAAAAGAUGAGUUGCUGUGGCUCUGGACGAGAACACUGGAUCACUGA
Molecule: messenger RNA, 739 nt
Organism: Rhinichthys klamathensis goyatoka
Lineage: Eukaryota; Metazoa; Chordata; Actinopteri; Cypriniformes; Leuciscidae
Exons: 4
Coding region: 2-739 (245 amino acids)
Source: RefSeq, a predicted model, not a curated record